AUCCAUCACUCCUUUGUUUGGUGAAUUGUGUUCAUCUUUAAGAAAAUGGGAAGCUUAAUAUGGUUUUCCCAAAUCCUCUGCCUUUCCUUCAUGUUGUUACAGUUUCGAGUCCAAAGCUCAUCACCUUCUCAAUCUUCUCUCGAUUCAUCACCACAUUUGUGCCGUCCUGAAGAGCGUUCUGCAUUGCUUGAUUUCAAAAGCACCACUAAUUUGGUGGACAACUGGUUUUAUACUCCUCGUCCUAUAAUACAAACUUGGAACGAGAGUAAAGACUGCUGCUCGUGGGAAGGCAUCGCAUGCGACAAGCGGAAUGGUCACGUGAUUGGCCUUGAUCUUAGCAGUAAUUGUCUUGAAGCCAAUCUAACUACAAAUAGUAGUCUCUUCCGCCUUGAGAAAUUGCAAAGUCUCAACGUUUCUCACAAUUGGUUUCAUUAUCCUAAUAUCUCAUUUGGGUUCGACCGUUGGAAGAGUUUGACAUAUCUUAAUCUUUCAAAUUCAGUAUGCAUGGAUGGCUCUUUCCUGUUUGAUGAGAUCUUCUUGCUACCGAAAUUGGUUUCACUUGAUCUCUCUGAUAAUUAUCUUUUGUUUAUUGACAACAUACAGUUUCAAAUGCUUGUGCAUAACUUAACAGAAUUAAGGUUUCUUAUCCUUGAUUCUGUGAAUAUGUCUCUGGUUGUGCCUUCUUCCUUGCUAAACUUGACUUCUUCCUUGGAGCAUUUGAGCCUUAGCGAUUUGCAUCUUGACAACAUAAAUUUUCAAACUCUUGUGCAUAACUUAACAGAAUUAAGGUUUCUUAUCCUUGAUUAUGUCAACAUGUCUCUGGUUGUGCCUUCUUCCUUGCUAAACUUGACUUCCUCCUUAGAACAUUUGAGCCUUCAGUAUUGUAAUUUGCAAGGAAACUUUCCUAACCAAGUUUUUCAGCUUCCAUCUCUCCAGCUUCUUAAUCUAAGCUACAACUUUGAUUUAGGAGGUAAUCUGCCCGAGUCAAACCAGAGUGGUACCCUCGAGUAUUUGAAUCUUGCAAACACAAACUUCUCAGGAGAGUUGCCUCAUUCAAUUGGAAAUCUUAAAUUCCUAAAGGAAUUGAACCUUUAUCACUGCCAAUUUUAUGGAUCAAUUCCUAGAUCUCUUGCAAAUCUUACAGAGAUAACUCAACUAGAUUUUUCUUUCAACCAUUUGCGAAGGCAAAUACCAGAUGUUUUUGGAAAAAUGCACAAGCUUACUGAUUUGAGCUUAGAUGCAAACAAUUUUGGUGGUGAAAUUCCUGCAUCAAUCUUUAACCUCACCUAUCUUACUUUUUUGUCACUAUCAUCAAAUAAGCUAUUAGGUUGUGUACCAUCUUCGUUGUUUUCUCUGCCUUCUUUAUCCUAUUUAGGCCUCGGAAACAAUAGACUUACCAGACCUAUUGAUCAUGUUGAGAUGCCUAACCUCAUUUUACAAGAAGUCUAUUUGUCCAAUAACAAGAUAAGUGGUUCAAUUCCAAGCUUCUUCUUUGAUCUUGUGCAUCUUACUACACUCCACCUUUCUUCAAAUAACUUAACUGGCACCAUUACACCCGACAUGCUUUCGAAGCUUGUAGACCUUAAGGAUCUUGAUCUUUCCAAUAAUAGUUUGCUGUCUUUGAGCAAUAAUGGCACUGCUGUCAACUAUUCCUUUCCGAACCUUUUGUUUUUAAAAUUAUCUUCUUGCAACAUACACAAGUUCCCAAGUUUCUUAAGGAAGGCAGAGAAAUUGGAAGUAUUGGAUAUUUCCAAGAACAAGAUUUCUGGUCAAAUUCACAAAUGGGAAAUAGAAGGGAUGUCAUUGAAUACAUUAAACCUUUCUUAUAACUUCUUGACUGGUAUAGAUUUAUUUGGUUUUGGAAAUUUUGAAGUUGUUGACCUUGGAUCCAACUUACUAGAAGGAUCACUUCCCAUUCUAUCAACAACUUGGGAUUCUAUGCAACAACUCCUCAUUUCAGGGAAUAAUUUGACUGGCGAAAUCCCUUCUUCUUAUUGUAAUUUUACUUAUCUUGAAGUUCUAGUCUUAGCUAAUAAUAGGUUGGGAGGAAAAAUUCCAGAAUGCCUUGGAAACUUGAGUGCUCUCAACAUCUUGGAUCUGCGGAUGAAUAAGUUCCAUGGUAGGAUUCCAAAUUUUUUUGGAAAAAGCAUUGGGUUGAAAACCCUUCAUCUAAAUGGCAACCGGUUGGAGGGGAUAUUGCCACGGUCUUUGGUUAAUUGCAGUAUCUUGGAAAUUCUAGAUGUGGGGAACAACAACUUGAAUGAUACCUUUCCACAUUGGUUAGGUGUUCUUUCAUCGCUAAAAGUUCUCAUCCUUCGAUCUAAUCGAUUUCAUGGUGCCAUUAGCAAUUUUAUGCCUGCAUUUUACUUCCCUCAGUUAAGAAUCAUUGAUGUCGCACAGAAUGAUUUUAUGGGUCUCCUACCGAGUAACUAUUUCAAAAUUUUGAAAGGUAUGAGAGAUGUAGUUCCAGCUGAUAAUGUCAAAUCUGAAUACAUUGAUUACUAUACGGGAUGCUUAGAUAAUGUAUGCGGUUAUAUUUAUGAGGAUUCUGUGAAGGUAGUAAUGAAAGGCCUCUUGAAUGUCAUUGAUGUCAUUGCAGCUUCACCUUUGACAUGUUUGAAGGAUCACCCUGGAAAGGGUGAAAAACUCACCUUAUCCCUCAGUGGCACAUUUUCUUUUUCUGUGUGGAUGGAGUUGUUGGCUGCAACAACCGAUACACUUGGUUGUAUAUUGCUCUUAGACACUCAAGUCACUUCUUGUGGUGCAACUGUGAAAGUGAUGCAAACUGCUUGUUCAUGGAGAUGUUAAUCAGUGGAGAUUGCCCAUGUCAAGUUCCUCUUACUAUUAACCAACAGAGUGACUAUUGCCUCCAUCCAGCUAGUCAUGCACGGAUGCUUCUUGGAAAGGAAUUCUUGAGGUUUGACGCCAAGAAUCGCACAACUCUGAGCGGGUUCCACCUAGUUGUGCGUUUCAUUUGGUAACAUAACACUUACCUAAUAAGUCCGAGGAUUCACCACAAAUGACAUGAUAUGAUCCAUGCUAACAUUGGCGACACUUGCAGGGGCGAAUGCUUUUA
Messenger RNA from Rubroshorea leprosula, 3076 nucleotides. The record is from the annotation of a GenBank genome assembly. NCBI's taxonomy places the organism in Eukaryota, Viridiplantae, Streptophyta, Magnoliopsida, Malvales, Dipterocarpaceae.